Rattus norvegicus (Norway rat) is the source of this 2541-nucleotide messenger RNA. It is a transcript of the gene Scarb1, whose product is annotated as scavenger receptor class B, member 1. NCBI's taxonomy places the organism in Eukaryota, Metazoa, Chordata, Mammalia, Rodentia, Muridae. Gene Ontology annotation, biological process: lipopolysaccharide-mediated signaling pathway; lipid transport. The record is from RefSeq and is a predicted model, not a curated record. Gene Ontology annotation, cellular component: plasma membrane; membrane; caveola.
CUGUGGUGAGCGCAUCGGUUCCCACCUAGGCCAGCGACAAGAGCAGGAAGCGUGGGGGAAACACACAGCGGAUAUACAGACCCUGCAAGAGCUUGGAAAGCCCAGCACUUCGGAGGGGCGGCUCCCGACAUAGGCCACGCCCACGCCUCACCAUCAGAGCACCGCCCACUCCCCGCCUUUUCCCACCCCUAGCCGGAAUCCCGCGCCGAACACGGGGGCGGGCUGCCCGGGCCAUGGCGCAUAAAACCUCUGGCCACCUGCAGGGCUACUGCUGCUCUGGCCACUGUCAGGCACACACCUUGCUGCUCGGUUUCUGUCAUCUCUGUGGCCUCCGUCGCCUCUGUCGCCGUCCCCUUCAGGUCCUGAGCCCAGCGACUCUCGGCCGCGCACGCGGACAUGGGCGUCAGCUCCAGGGCACGCUGGGUGGCCUUGGGGCUGGGCGUUCUAGGGCUGCUGUGUGCUGCGCUCGGCGUUAUCAUGAUUCUCAUGGUGCCCUCGCUCAUCAAGCAGCAGGUGCUCAAGAAUGUCCGCAUAGACCCCAGCAGCCUGUCCUUUGGGAUGUGGAAGGAGAUCCCUGUUCCCUUCUACUUGUCCGUCUACUUCUUCGAGGUGGUCAACCCCAGCGAGGUCCUAAAUGGCCAGAAGCCAGUAGUCCGGGAGCGCGGACCCUAUGUCUACAGGGAGUUCAGACAAAAGGUUAACAUCACCUUCAAUGACAAUGACACGGUGUCCUACAUAGAGAACCGAAGCCUUCGUUUCCAGCCAGACAGGUCCCAGGGCUCAGAGAGUGACUACAUUGUACUGCCUAACAUCCUGGUCCUGGGAGGGGCAGUGAUGAUGGAGGACAAGCCCACAAGCCUGAAGCUGCUAAUGACCUUGGGGUUGGUCACCAUGGGCCAGCGGGCCUUUAUGAACCGCACGGUUGGUGAGAUCCUGUGGGGCUACGAAGAUCCCUUUGUGAAUUUCCUCAGCAAAUAUUUCCCAGACAUGUUCCCCAUCAAAGGCAAAUUUGGCCUGUUCGUUGGGAUGAACGACUCGAGUUCUGGCGUCUUCACCGUCUUCACAGGUGUCCAGAAUUUCAGCAAGAUCCAUCUGGUGGAUAAGUGGAACGGCCUCAGCGAGGUCAACUAUUGGCAUUCGGAACAGUGCAACAUGAUCAAUGGUACUGCCGGGCAGAUGUGGGCACCAUUCAUGACACCCGAAUCCUCACUGGAAUUCUUCAGCCCAGAAGCCUGCAGAUCUAUGAAGCUCACCUACCAGGAAUCAAGGGUGUUCGAAGGCAUCCCCACUUAUCGCUUCACGGCCCCCGAUACUUUGUUUGCCAACGGGUCCGUCUACCCACCUAAUGAAGGCUUCUGCCCGUGCCGCGAGUCCGGCAUUCAGAAUGUCAGCACCUGCAGGUUUGGUGCGCCCCUGUUUCUCUCCCAGCCCCACUUCUACAAUGCUGACCCCGUGCUGUCAGAAGCUGUUCUUGGUCUGAACCCUGACCCAAAGGAGCAUUCCUUGUUCCUAGACAUCCACCCGGUCACUGGGAUCCCCAUGAACUGUUCCGUGAAGAUGCAGCUGAGUCUGUACAUCAAAUCCGUCAAGGGCGUCGGGCAAACAGGGAAGAUCGAGCCAGUAGUCCUGCCAUUGCUGUGGUUCGAACAGAGCGGGAUGAUGGGUGGCAAGACCCUGAACACGUUCUACACGCAGCUGGUGCUGAUGCCCCAGGUUCUUCACUACGCGCAGUAUGUGCUGCUGGGGCUUGGAGGCCUCCUGCUUCUGGUGCCCAUCAUUUACCAACUGCGCAGCCAGGGCCCAGAAGACACCACGAGCCCCCCAAACCUGAUAGCUUGGUCAGACCAGCCGCCCAGUCCCUACACCCCACUUCUCGAGGACUCUCUCAGCGGACAACCCGCCAGUGCCACGUCCUGAGCCCCCAGAUGUCACACUGUCCACACGGCACAUAGUGUGCGGAAACACUCAGGGACCAGGGACAGACCCGCUGCUGAGUAGAGCCUGUUGGGCCACAGGCGACCUCUUCUAAGUGACCUGUGAGCCAGGCUGUGGGAACUGUAGCUGCCCCUCCUGUAGGAGCUGGCGCCGCCGGGGCUCCUGACUUUCUCCGUCUUUCUCCAGCAGGCUGAAAGCCUUAGUUCCCACAGAGGACACAGAUCUGUCACUCCUAGGGGCUGGGCAAACAUCGGCCUCUUGCGUCACGGCUGGACAAGCAGUUCCAGAUCCUGACCAGUCUGCACACACACUCUGGCGCUGUAUCUGGCCCUUCUCCUACAGUCUCUGCUGUCACCUGAACACUGAAUUGGCCACUGUAAGUGGCAGCGGUGGCAGGCCCCCUCAGGGUCCUUAUUUUUCAGGCGUGGGGUCAAAGAGAGAGGUGUGGGCCGUCUACCCCUGGCACCUAGUAUAUCUCACCAGAGGGUAGGGUAUACAGAGGCCCAGCGUCCCACAAUCGACCCCUUUUUUUCUACUGGAAGAGAAAUUUUAUCGUCUUUUGAAAGAAAGUCAUGACUGAAGCAAUAAACCUUUUCACAAAUUCAA